AUGAGCUUGAAAUAUAUUACCAAGGCCAACAACGAGCUAUUCAAACCCAUUAUACGAGAAUUAUCAGAUCAAACAAGCAAGAAAUUUGACAACAAUAGCAAAACUUUCCAGCAAUUGAAUCAAUGGAAAGAUGAUGAAUUGCUUGAGAUUAUAGCAGGCCGAUAUUUAAGUUCUAACAAAGAUACAACUUACAUAACCAAAAGCGAACUCAUCAACUUAAUGGAUUGGAAAUUAAGCAUUGGCACAUUUCGACCCUCGUUGCCAAAACUCAUCAAAUCAAAUAAUGAAGAGUCAGUAAUAGAAGUGACGAAAGCUGGGUUCAAGAUAUUGUUGAAUUAUUUCAAGGAUUUGUCGUCUGGUUUCUGGAUAAGUGCUGCUGAUGAGAAACUUGACGAGUAUAAGAAACAUAUACGACAAGCAAUGAAGGAAUUGUGUAAAUUAAAAGGAGUUGGACCAGCAACUAGUAGUUUAUUAAUGAAUUGUCUUUACGAGAUUCAACCGAAGUUCACCCCACCAUUUUUCAGUGAUGAAAGUUUUAUGUACUAUGUACUUGACCCUACUAAACCAGGUGAAAAGAUUAAAUAUAGCGUGAAGGAAUACGUGGAGGAGCUAUUACCUGUGUAUUUCAAGCUAUUGAGGAGUUAUCCAGAAGGUGCGUUUACUGAAUUGGAACGGGGUGGUUGGGCUAUAAAGUAUUACAGCUUAUUCAAUGAUGACAAAUUGAUUAAUGUCAAGUCACCUUUUGACGAGAAUGAAGAAUGGAAAACGUUUAAAGAUGACGAGGUGGAAUCUCUGGAGCCACCGAAGAAGAAAAAGAGGUCUACGUGA
This is a messenger RNA of Lodderomyces orthopsilosis Co 90-125, 828 nucleotides long. RefSeq lists its product as uncharacterized. NCBI's taxonomy places the organism in Eukaryota, Fungi, Ascomycota, Pichiomycetes, Serinales, Debaryomycetaceae. Gene Ontology annotation, molecular function: catalytic activity. Gene Ontology annotation, biological process: DNA repair. The transcript has a single exon. The record is from RefSeq and is a predicted model, not a curated record. The coding region runs from base 1 to 828 and encodes 275 amino acids.